AAAUCGUAUUCCUGGAGAAUGUGGCAACACCGCAUUAUUGAUCCUAUAUCCCAUCCCAUACCCAUAUCGAAAUCGUGAAUUCAACAUGGCCGAUGCGGCAUCCGAGUUUUGAGUCGGUUUUCGUUUAUAUUUUAGGUAUUUCUUUAGGACUUCCAGUCGAUUAUAUGCUUUUGGAUUCAAAGGAACUUCACGAUUUAGGGCCCACACGCUAGACAUAAAGAUCGCGAGUGUUGUGACAGGAAUCAAAAUGUUGAAACAUCAGUUGUCGAACACCUAAACUGCAAAACUGUUGUCUUCCAUCACAAGUAAUUAUCAUAUAGUUAACUGAAGAAUAUAGUACCAGGAACAUGGAUCUUACACCAAUGGAAACUUCAGAUUCUGUAAGCAUGGACCGAUUUUAUAUGUCAAAGCGCCACAAAACACAGAAUGUCACCAUUCGCCUUCACCGUAGACAAGUAUUUGGAUGCAAAUACAGAGGCACACAUUUUCAUAGUGCUAGGCAAUUCUAUCAGAACGUGUUCCCGAAUUUCACUGUGAUUAACGUAGAAAAACCGCCUUGUUUUUUGAGGAAAUUCAGUCCAGAUGGCAAGCAUUUCAUCGCCUUUUCUGCAGAUCAAACCUCAUUGGAAAUCUACGUCUACAAAGGUCCUGCAGCUGCAGCAGACCUGCUCAAAGGCUGUGAAGAGCACGAUGAUGAAAAAAAAAGAUUUGAAAUACAGAGUAAGAUGUUUGACAGAUUUUUUGCAUUCAAACAUAGAGUUAAUGUUGCGAAAGACUCGGAACAGUUGAACAGAGAAUGCAGUUUAUUUAGUGAGGAUGGCCGAUAUGUCAUUGUUGGAUCCGCAUCUUUUAUACCAGAAGAAAUUCGACCUCAUUUUUAUGAAAUAUACACAAACAAUGAGUCAGUUACACCAAACUUACAAUCGCCACUUGAAGAUUAUACAUUGCACUUGGUCGACCUGCAUCUAGGGAAAUUGUGUGAUACACGGCAGUUCAAAGUGGAUAAAAUUUAUUUGUCACACAACCAAGGAUUGUAUCUGUACAAAGAUACAUUGGCCGUGUUGUCAGUUCAACAUCAGGUGAUACAUAUCUUCCAGUUGAUUGAUGGUAUGUUCGAGGACGUAAGAAAAAUCGGACGCUUUUGCUACGAAACUGACAGCUACUUCUACAACUCUGUAUACCCUUCAUCCAGAGCGUUCAGAGAGACGGCGAUAAACUCUCUCAAGCACAGACUGCUGGCAUUUUUGUAUAAAAGGGCGGCAGAGUUCAGUCGAAGAACGGGCGAUCCCACAGAAUUGAGAAAGUUUUUCCACUAUUUUGACAACUUCAACUCUUUGAAAAUGUGGAAGAUGCAACUACUGGAUGAGAAUCAUUUGUUGAUAAAAUACGCUAGUGAGGAUGUGGUGACUAUGAAAUCUACAGAUAUCAACAGCCAACCGCAGUUCUUCGUCGUGUACAAUAUGAAGACUACAAACAUCCUGGCAGUGUACGAAAACACCUCUAAAGAGUUGUUGCAAUUAUUCGAAAAGUUCUGCGAUCUCUUCAGGAACGCAAACGUGUACAACGAGACACAGUUCACGUGCAGUCCUUCGAAUAAUAUGUAUGCAAGACAGUUGCUGAACAGGUUUAAGCAGACGAUCAUCAAUGCAAAGUUUGGAGGUACGACUGAAGCGACGAAGAGGUUGUUGGCACAGCUGCCCAUCAGUGCGCAAUCAUACAGCACUUCGCCGUAUUUGGAUUUAUCGUUGUUCAGUUAUGACGAGAAAUGGCCCAUAAAAGCGCGACAGAAUAAAUCUCUUUGAGACGAGAAGAGUUUCUUGAUUAAACACCAUCUAAUUCAGCUACGCGUACGAUAUGUCGUGGGCGGGAUGGCCCGGUGCUGCCGGCGCCAUGGCUCACCAAUCGGCGCUGUUGCAGACGCCUGUCAAUUCCGCGCCACCUGUCAUGGCACCGGGUGCCUCGGCAGCGCCCAACCCCAUGCAGUACACCCCGGAACAGUGGGCGCAGGCGCAGCAACAGAAUUGGCAACAGUGGGCUCAGUGGCAGCAGCAAUAUCAGCAGUGGCACCAGCAGUACGGAGCUGAGUACCAAAAAUCCUUGACGGCGAUGCAAACAGUAGCAACGGGGGUACAACCACCUCUUCCUGUUAGCAUGCCCGGUGUAACUGUAGCUCCCCAACCCCCACUUCCAACUGAGAAUCCUCCAUUACCCCCUGAAGAAACCCCCAAACCACCAGGUUAUAACACGGCACCUCCUCCUUUGAUGGCGCAAGGUCCGUAUGGGGUAUCCGGACACCAACAACAAUAUGGAUUCGGAAUAGGACAGUAUCAACAAGAACCGAGGACGCCUCAGCAAGCACAGAAGAGGCCCUAUGAUCAGCGGGCUGAUGCUUACCAGGAUCCCUCGAAAAGACCAUAUGAUGGGGCUGGGGCAAAUAGACCUGGAGCAGGUGGACAACAGUGGCCAGCUGGUGGUGCAGCAAAAACGCCUUUAGCCAACCAGAAAUUCAACCAAUCAGCACCGCAAGCAACAUCAACGCCAACGCGUUCCGAUGGCGCGGCUGCUUCUAAGCAGAACACUGAAGAACUCUCCGAGGCAGAGAAGAAGUUUGAUAAGGAGUUCGCCGCUUGGGAAGCGCAGUUUAAUAAGUGGAAAGAGCAGAAUGUCAACCAUCCAGACAAGGCGCAGUACAGGGAGUACGAGAAGAAGUGGGAGUCUUGGAGGAAUUCUCUACUGGAGCGCAGGGAGCAGAUGCGUAAGAAGAGGCUCGCUCUGGCGGAAGCAGCCAGCGCUGCAACUCCAUCUACGCCAGCCACAAAACAAGCCGCCUCUGCUCAACCUACCCCCCCUAUUGGAGCCAGCGGUCGCGAAACGCCUUACGGUGGGGGCGGUCGCCAACCACCUCAGGGAAGCCAGAAUCGUUUCGGUGCCGGAGACGGGGCAUCGCCAUAUUCCAAACCGCCUCCAAACGUUGCCUCAACCACCUAUGGCGAUGAUGCGCUGGGCAGGGGAGAUGGUGGGGGAGAUUUCUUGAAGACAUCGGGCACUUCGGCUGGUGGGAUUCCCGGGUUGGAUCUGGUCAAAGACGGGGAUGAUGAUGACGAGACGUCGAAAGGUCACAGCCAGGAUGGAGAUGUUAUAGAAUUGGACAAGGACGAUGCGAAGCGCGACGUCGCCUCAGCCCGACAACAGGGACCGGACUUCGCGGCCAUUUCCAAGGGCAUCAACACCAUCCUGGGCGAUCAAAAGCUGCUCAGCAUGUUGUCGAAGGUGUCGCAAAACCAACCGUUGCCCGGUGCUGGUACUCAACCGGUGCUUACUGAUACAAUCGCUGGCGGAUUCACAGGAGGAAAGCCUGACUAUAGCGCCCCACCCCCUUCGUUCCAGAAUUUCAGAAGUGCCCCGCCUCCUGGUAGUGGUGGGUAUUCGGUACCGCCUCCGGCGUUUGGCGAUGCUGCGGGACAGAGGAGCAGCUAUGGUGGAAAAGGGCGUAAUGAAGGGGACUACUAUGACGAAGGGGAACCAGUAAACAACUUUGAUGACCAGACGCAAAGUAGCUUUCAUGACGAUGGAUUCAGAAAUAAUAGAGGCCCACCUCCUAGCGCCAGACCUCCAUCGUUAAUGGCAUUGGGCGGCGGCAAACUAGUUCCGCCCACUCAAAAUGACCGAUUCGGAGCACCACCUCCCGAAGAUCGAUUUUCCGGUCCGCCACCCAAUGAUAGAUUCAGCGGCCCGCCUCCAAACGACAGAUUUGGAAGACCUCCUCCUGGUGACAGGUUCGGAGGACCGCCUCCCGGAGACAGAUUCGGAGGACCGCCUCCGAACGAUAGAUUUAGUGGACCGCCUCCAAGCGAUAGAUUUAGUGGACCGCCUCCAAGCGAUAGAUACGGCGCUCCGCCCCCCCAAUCAGCAGGUAGGGGAGCACCAGAAGACAAGUUGCAAGGAAGGCAGUUGGGCAACAACAGGUUCCAGGAUAGAGGUGACACGGGAGGCAGAAAUACCGGAAACUUUGGCAAUAAAAGAAACAGUUUUGGUCGAAUUGAAAGUGGAAACUAUGGGGAUUAUGAUGAAUAUAAUGAAGAAGAAGAUUAUGAUAAAUAUCAUGAAAUGUUUUCUGAAGAUGAUCAGAAUCAAGAUAUGCCGCCAAGAGGAGGCCGAUUUGGUCAGCAAAAUGAGAGAGGAGGUUGGUUCGGUUCUAAGGAUGAUAGAGGACGCUUUGGUCCUCAAGGCGGAAGAGGAGGCCGGUUCGAGCAAGACGAUAGAGGAGGUAGAUUCGGUGAGCAGGGCGAUGGAAGAGGUAGAUUCGACAGUAGGGGUGAUCAGUUCGAUGACAACAUGGAGGAAGAGUUCGAUCAAGAACCUCCUAGGGGACCUCCACCACUUAUGCAACGGAAACCGAUGGACCUCCCACCUCCGGUCAACGAAGCUCCGCCACCUUCAGUAGUCGAGGAGCCUCAGUUGGAGUUUGAGAUCAUCGAUUACGAUCACAAGUCCAAGAAAUCUUCCGAUUUUGAGGUGAUUGUGGAGCCGUCGUACAUGUUCGACUACCGCCACAAGCCACUAAAUCGCAUCCCUUAUCCGCAAAGACCUGGCUGGUUAGCAGAAGCGGUGAAAUUCAUCAGGGAAUUCGAUCCUUUGGCUCCUUUAAAACAGCACUAUGAACGCGUCCCCAUACCCAAGUAUGAAUGGAAUCCGAAUGAACACAUCCCGGGAAGAGAUAACCGAAGGGAUGUCAGGAUGGACGAUAGAAACAGAUUCGACAGAGACAGAUACAAUAACGGUAAUAGAAGGCACAUAGAAUCAUUCGACGCUGUUGGUGGUCGUAGAGGAGACAGACCGAACCGCGGAGGCGGUUCUAUGGAAAGAAAUAGAAAUGAUAGGGAAAGAUACGAUGACAGGAAUGAUAGAAAUGAUAGGUACGACCGAACCGAUAGGAAUAGACCCGAUCGACGAAGGAGAGACUUUAGAGAUAAUGAUAGACCGAUGUUAAGGAAAGAGGACCUGGAAGAAUUGUCUGACGAUGCGCUGGACGAGUGGGAAAGGGACGAUAAUUAUGAAAAUAGGAGGAGUCCUAGUCCGAGUAUGGGUAUGAGCAAUCCACCAAAUCCCGAACCUGUAGCACCUCAAGAAGCUAUGAUUGAUGAUAUUUUAAGUCCACCAGGACGGUUCAACCGACCACCUAGGAUAGUGAUCAUUCUUAGAGGACCUCCUGGCAGCGGAAAAACGUAUUUGGCUAAGCUUAUUAAGGACAAAGAGGUUGAACAAGGCGGUUCGGCACCUAGGAUCCUCUCCUUGGACGACUAUUUCAUGGUAGAGCAGGAGCAACAAAUAAUGGAAGACGGUAAGACGCAGAUGGUCAAAGAAAUGGUGUACGAAUAUGAAGCGGAAAUGGAGGAGUCCUAUAGGACUUCUUUGAUGAAGUCCUUCAAAAAGACCGUCACCGACGGCUAUUUUCCCUUUAUCAUUGUAGAUAAUAUUAACGAUAAGGUUAAGCAUUUCGGGGAGAUGUGGAGUUUCGCGAAACAGAACGGAUUCCAGGUGUAUAUCUGUCAACUGGACCUAGACCCGGUGCAAUGCACGAAACGCAACAUACACAACCGAUCCGAACAGGAGAUCGAAGACAUAAUAUCCGGAUGGGAACCAACGCCGAAUCACCAUCCGACUCUGGACGCGUCCUCUCUGCUUCAAGGUGAAGGUCCCAUCCAGGAGGUCGAAAUGGAGGUGGUAGAAGAAGUGCAGCAGGGAGGAGUAGGAGAUAGCACGGAGGGCGGUGAAGAUCAACAUGGAAGUGCUCAGGAUGACGAAGAUGAACCGGAGGACCAUGUAGGCAGCAAAUGGGACAAUUUCGACUGUUCUUUUAAUAACCUCGCAAGGCUCGAUGGGGUCAACAAACCGCUCAAACGAUCCGGAACCAUGGAGGACUACCUCAGGAUGGAGAAUGAAUGGCAGCCGCCCGUAUCAUCCGUUCCGGGGAAGAAGAGGGUUCGGUGGGCCGAUCUGGAAGAACAGAGGGAACAGGCAAAGAUGAGAGCAAUAGGUUUCGUCGUGGGGCACACGGAUUGGAACAGGAUGAUGGAUCCUACUAAGGGAGGAUCUGCGCUCACCAAAACAAAGUAUAUUGAAAAAGUAAACAAGAGGUUUUGAAUUGAUAUUAUUUCGAAUUAAUCAUGCAAUUUUCUUCUGACUUCGUAGCUGACAUUUUUUUAACGAAGAUUCCGGGUUCAGAUGCUAUAAUCGUAUAAAUAUUCUCGAAUCACUUUGAGCUUCAGCUAAAAUACUUGUCUAUAGAUGAAAAUUAAAUAACCCGAAAAUUGAUAUACAGUGGUUACACUUUAGGAUCCAGCAACCAGACAUUGUGCAUCCGGUGCGCGUAAUACGAAUGUGAACUGCUAUCACUGUAAGGGUUUGAGGUAUCCCAGAGGUUCAAAAAUACGUUUUUAAUUGCUUUUGAUACGUAUCUGGAAUCCAUAUCUUUUAACUUUAGAAAAUAUCGAUAAAUCAUAUAUUAGUUUGUUUGUCGAAAUAUGGCCACGAAUGUUCAGGAUAUAGAAAACUGAUAUAUUUCAUUGAUAUUUAAAACAAGACAAGGAGUGUCAGUCGCGAAUUGGCUCGAUUUUUCUGUUUUUUCCUCUAUUGGCAUCUAUUCUCUUGAUAUUUUGUGAAAAAUAUCUUUGGCGGUGUCAGUUAUGAUAUCCAACCUAAGUACACAUUUUUGCUGUACUUUAUGACGAAAUGACUGUUGACAUAUAUGUCUUAUUGAAUUGUAUAGUUGACUUAGCAAUUAAAUGAUAAAAAUAAAAGCUUUCAAUUUACCAUUUUGUUAUUUUGUUACAAACCAGGAAUGAAUAUUAUACCUGAGCAUAUAAGUAAUUCGCGUUACUGUGAAGUGGAAUUUGAUCAGGUUUGUACAAUUUUUACUCACAUGUAAAUUUAAUGCCAACAGUGGCCAAAGUAUGAACAUUUUUGUCUGUUGUUAAGGAAUCGUAACUCUUUAAAACUUUUUGCUCUUAUACUAGCCUAAUAUGUAUUUAUAAAUGUAAGAAAUAGUUAAAUAUUUCCUUUUUCUAUCGAUUUGUUAGUUUAUUUGUAUUAUAUUUGAAUGAGUUAAGGCACUGUACGUUUUUACUUUAAAUGUAUUUCA
Messenger RNA from Acanthoscelides obtectus, 7141 nucleotides. The record is from the annotation of a GenBank genome assembly. Lineage: Eukaryota; Metazoa; Arthropoda; Insecta; Coleoptera; Chrysomelidae.